This is a messenger RNA of Ostertagia ostertagi, 726 nucleotides long. Lineage: Eukaryota; Metazoa; Nematoda; Chromadorea; Rhabditida; Trichostrongylidae. The record is from the annotation of a GenBank genome assembly.
AUGUCAAAACGGCGUUUCAAUCCUUCGGAAAAGGAGGAAAAAGUUCCUAUAGUGGAGAAGUUGUACAGACAACAUCAGCCGUCGUUCAAUGCAGCCGGGGGCUUUAUGGACGACGAUGACCAAUACGAGGAACGACGAGAAGAAAUAACCAAGUCAAGACAGCAAAGAGCCGAUGCAAAGUUCGCUAAUCAAGAAUGCCCUGAUAACUGCAUAAAGUGCAAGCGACCAAUGUUCGACUCAUGGCUAUGGGAACGCUACAGCCAUCCGGUUUGCGAUGGAUGCAGAGAUGAUUUGGGUGAACAUAAACUCAUCCCUCGAACGGAAGCAAAGUCGUUUUACUUGCUCAAAGACUGUGAUUUGGAUCUGCGGAAACCAGUGCUGCGUUACUGGGCGAAGAAGAAUCCUCACAAUCCGCGCUAUGGUGAUAUGAAGCUAUAUCUUAAAUGUCAGGUGGUUGAGCGGAUGCUAGAAAUUUACGGUAGCUGGGAGGAGUUCGAAGCUGAGAAGAAAUUGCGCAGUGCACAAAAGGAAACCAGAGCUGAGAAGAAUUUUGAAAAGAAGGUCAAGGAAAUGCGACAGCAUAUUCGUGGUCUUUCCGGUGUAAAAAUCGAAGAGAAUGCCGCGCAUGAACACACUUAUGGUGAGGAAGAGUAUGACGAAAGUAAAGAUGAAUACUGGAAGGAGUGCACCCAAUGUGAUUAUGUGCUCAGAUACGAGAAGAUGUGA